Molecule: messenger RNA, 1664 nt
Organism: Anguilla rostrata (American eel)
Lineage: Eukaryota; Metazoa; Chordata; Actinopteri; Anguilliformes; Anguillidae
Product: odorant receptor 131-2-like
Exons: 1
Coding region: 1-954 (317 amino acids)
Biological process (GO): G protein-coupled receptor signaling pathway; detection of chemical stimulus involved in sensory perception of smell
Cellular component (GO): membrane
Molecular function (GO): olfactory receptor activity; G protein-coupled receptor activity; odorant binding
Source: RefSeq, a predicted model, not a curated record
AUGCAAAAUCUGACCGAGAAUCCAGGAAACUCAACAGCCAACGCAGACCUGAUAAUAGCAAUAAAAAUCUCUAUUGUCCUCCCCCUUUUCUUCGUCUUCCUCUACUUCAUCGUCCUGAUGCUGCACACCCUGGCGUCACAGAGGCAGUUCUGGGAGAACCCGCGCUACAUCCUCUUCGGCUACAUGCUGAUCAACGACACCCUGCUGGUGGUGUGCACCGUCCUGCUCUUCCUCCUCUACCUUGCUGAGUUUCGGUUUUCCUUCGUCCUCUGCAUGACCCUGAUCUUCGUCUCCACCAUCACCUUCCUCAACACGCCGUUCAUCCUGGCGACCAUGUCGCUGGAGCGCUACGUCGCCAUCUUCUACCCACUGCGGCGCCCCGCUGCCUGGCGAGCCGAUCGCAUUUGGGCCGUCAUCCUGCCCACACUGCUCGUCAGCUUGGCGGUGCCCAUCAUCGAGCUGUGCCUGGGCGGGCGCUCCCCGGGGGCCAGCGCCCUCACCACCCUGGUGCUCUGCCGGAGCAAUGAGCUCAACAACUCGCCGCUCCUCACGCUGGUCAAGAUCUCGCUGUACGGCGUCUUUUUCCUGGCGGUGGCCCUGGCCAUUUUCUUCACGUACGUGCGCAUCCUGCAGGAGGCGCGGCGCAUGUGGCGGGACCAGGCGGCGGUGGGCAAGGCGCUAUACACGGUGCUGCUGCACGGCCUGCAGCUGCUGCUGUGCGUCAUGUCCUUCAUGCAGCCCGUGACGGAGCAGGCGUCCGUGGUCCGGGCGCGUUGGCUCCGCGAGCAGAUCCCCUUCCUCAACUACCUCUGCUUCGCCCUGCUGCCCCGCGUCCUCAGCCCACUCAUAUACGGGCUGCGGGACGAGAGCCUCCGCACCCACAUGAGGAGGGCCGUCCUGUGCUGCUCCCCCGCAAUCACCACUCAGCACAUGGGCAAACCUGCAACCCAUUAAUGCCCAGAUUUUUUUUCCCCCCAGAGGUUUCUUACACAAGCAUCUAUAGUCAUCCAAAAAAUAAGAAAAGAUGGAAAAAGAGUGGUAGAGACUUCGGCAACUUCAGUUGCCUGCGGGCUUAAAUGGGUUAAAAUCAGUGAGGGGGUAGGGGUAAGUUACAUUUCUUGAAGGUCCCCAACAUUUUAAAAUCUUGACCUCAUCACUGAGAAUUUGCUGCUGCGAGAGAUUAACAUGUGCUUGGUUACUGUGCAGGAUACUGUUCUUUAGGAUUAAUAAAUAUUUUAAUAUACUUAAUGUGCACAUGUCUACAUGUGCCUGGCAUCUACAUAAAUGCUACAUCUAUGCACCAGAUAAAAAUAGCAGAUGUAUGACAGAGAGGCAGCGAAAGACUCCAAGUCACUUAAGUCAAUAUUAAUCAAAUUUCUCCAAUUGUUUGGUUGAUUUAUUUUAUACUUUUCUCCUCCGACCCCAACUCACACGAGGAAAAAAUAAUUCCAUGAAAUGUACAUGAUGAUGCAAUAUAAUCUACAGACUAACCAGAAAAUAUUGUUUGGUGGUAUUGAAUUAAUAAAGAUAAAUGUGUCAAAUGUGAAAUAUGUCUUGGAAAAGAAAAACAAACAGCCACCUCAGACGAGACUGGGUAUCAUUAUUUAACAUUUUCUUAAAUCAGGCCAAAUGUUGUUUUGUUGUCCCUACUUCUGGAUUCCCUU